Molecule: messenger RNA, 3413 nt
Organism: Oncorhynchus keta (chum salmon)
Lineage: Eukaryota; Metazoa; Chordata; Actinopteri; Salmoniformes; Salmonidae
Gene: ankrd49
Product: ankyrin repeat domain 49
Exons: 3
Coding region: 1963-2643 (226 amino acids)
Molecular function (GO): protein binding
Source: RefSeq, a predicted model, not a curated record
CAGUCCACUGAUUCUGAGUAUAUUACUGUCUAAUGUUCAGUCUCUGGAUAAUAAAGUAGACAAGCUCAGGGCGAGGAUCUCCUUCCAGAGAGGCAUCAGGGACUGUAAUAUACUUUGUUUCACGGAAUCAUGGCUCUCUCUGGAUAUACUGUCCCAUCCAUACAUCCGGCUGGGUUCUCAGUACAGUACGCAGACAGGAAUAAAGAACUAUCAGAGAGGAAGGGCGGGAGUGUAUAUUUCAUGAAUAACUAUCCAUGGUGUGAUAACAUACAGAAACCCAAGUCCUUUUGUUCACCCGACCUAGAAUACAUCACAAUCAAAUGGCGACCAUAUACCUCCCAAGAGAAUUCUCUUUGAUUAUAGUCACAGCUGUGUAUAUUCCCCCUCAAGCCGAUACCACAACUGCCCUCAAGGAACUAAACUGGACAUUAUGCAAACUGGAAGCCAUGUAUCCUGAGGCUGCAUUCAUUGUAACUGGGGAUCUUAACAAACCAAAUUUGAGGGAAAUGCUACCGAAGUUCUAUCAACACAUUGACUGUAGUACUCGCUCUGGUAAAACACUCGAUCACCGUGGACGCCGACGCCUUGCUCCUGGACAAGUUAAACACCUUCCACACCGCUUUGAGAAUAACCGUGCCACCGACACGGCCUGCUCUCGUUCUUACGAGGUACGACAUUUAAGCGUGUUAACCCUCCCAAGGCUGCUGGCCAGGAUGGCAACCCUAGCCAUGUCAUCAGAGCAUGCUCACACCAGCUGGCUGGAGUAUUAAGGGACAUAUUCAAUCUCUCCCUAUCUUAGGUGCUGUCCCCACUUGCUUCAAGAUGUCCACCAUUGUUCCUGUACACAAGAAAGCAAAGGUUACUGAACUAAAUGACUAUUGCCCCUUAGCAUUCACUUCGGUCAUCAUGAAGUGCUUUGAGAGGCUAGUUAAGAAUCAUAGCACCUCUACCUUACCUGACACCCACUUCAAUUUGCUUACCGCCCCAAUAGAUCCACAGACAAUGCAAUUGCCAUCGCAUUGUACACCGCCCUUUCCCAUCUGGUCAAGAGGAAUACCUAUGUAAGAAUGCUGUUCAUUGAAUAAAGCUCAACCUUCAACACCAUAGUACCCUCCAAGCUCAUUAUUAACCUCGGGGGGGCCUGGGUUUGAACCCUGCCCUGUGCAACUGGGUCCUGGAGUUCCUGAUGGGCCGCCCCCAGGUGGUGAAGGUAGGAAACAACAUCUUCACUUCACUUAUCCUCAACACAGUGACCCCACAAGGGUGUGUGCUCAGAUCCCUCCUGUACUCCUUGUUCAACCAUGACUGCGUGGCCACGCACGCCUCCAACUCAAGCAUCAAAUUUGCAGAUGACACACGGCCUGGUUACCAACGAUGACGAGACAGCCUACAAGGAGGAGGUGAGGGCCCUGGCGGAGUGGUGACAGGAAAAUAACCACAAUGUCAACAAAACGAAGGAGCUGAUCGUGGACUUGAGGAAACAGCAGAGGGAGCACACCCCUAUCCACAUCGACGGGACCACAGUGAAGAAGGUGGAAAGCUUUAAGUUCCUCAUCGUACAUAUCACUGACAAUCUGAAAUGGUCCACUCACGCAGACAGUGUGGUGACAAGGGCGCAACAGCACCUGUUCAACUUCAGCAGGCUGAAGAACUUCGGCUUGGCCCCUAAGACCAUCAAAGUUUUACAGAUGCACAAUUGAGAGCAUCCUGUCUGGCUGUGUCACCGCCUGGUACGGCAACUGCACCGCAUACAACCACAGGGCUCUCCAGAGGAUGGUGCAGUCUACCCAAUGCAUCACCGGGGGCACACUGCCUUCCCUCCAGGACACCUACAGCACCCGAUGUCACAGGAAGGCCGAAAUGAUAAUCAAGGACAUAAACCACCCCAGCCAAGGCCUGUUCACCCUGCUAGAAGGAAAGAUUCUGAGUAGACUGUGAGCGUGCAUGGGCAGUUAGUACAGUAUGGAGGAGUUCCCAGAGAGCUUUAACCAGCUGGAACUGCUGAAGACCCACGACCACCUGAUCCCCCGCGGAGCAUGCAGCCUCUGGCCGGGAGACGAAGGAGAGGAAGAGGAGGAGGAGGGGGAAAGGAGUGAAGAGUGGUAUCAGCAGAAGGAGGAGAAGCUGAAAGACCGACCGGAGGAGCUAAUGCUGUGGGCGGCAGAGAAUAACAGACUGCCAACGGUGAAGCGGCUGCUCUCGGUCGACCCCUUGCUUGCGCAUUGCCAGGACGAGGACGGCUAUACUCCGUUGCACCGUGCGGCCUACGGAGGUCACGCCGCCACGGCCUCUACCCUGUUGGCAGCGGGCACCGAAGUUAACUCCCGCACUGCCGACGGCUGGACGCCCCUACACAGCGCCUGUCGCUGGGGCCAAGUUGCCACUGCGUCCCUCCUGUUGCGCCAAGGGGCGGAGUUGAACGCCCAGACCAACGGCGGCCUCACAGCGCUCCAUCUAGCUGCCUCCCACCCUGGACCGGGCUCUGCCCACACACUGGAGUUCCUCCUAUCGCAGCGCCACAUCAAGGCGGAGCUUCAGAGCAAUAGCAGGGAGACGGCUAGUGAAAUCGCACGCCGAAGUGGACCGCAUCACUUCCUGUUUGAGAUGGUUGAGGACUGUAACAGUGUGCGGUCUCCCCGGUGACCCUACACACACACACACACAUCAGCUCUUCUUUACCUCUACCCAGGGGCCUUCAUGGAAGACAAGACAGUGUUCCAAGAAGUGUCUUAUGAACAGUCACGUACACCACCACGUACACCACCACAGUCUUACUUUGCAGUCCUGGGAGGAAACCUCAAUUCUUAUCUCAUAUAUUCUCUGUACGCUUUAUUUGUCUUGAGUCCCAAAUGGCAACAUAUUCUGUACAUAGUGCACCACUUUUGGGUCCUGGUCAAAACUAGUGCACUGUGUAAGGGAAUAGGGUGCCAUUUGGGAUGCAGACCCUAAUAGCCGGGUACUUGGAAUGGGUUGAAAAUAAGUGGUCCAAUUAGCAUCCUCAGAUACUAUGGGUGAUUUUUAGCAUGGAAACCCACAUGGUCAGACUGUACUUUGGAUUAGUUUGUCUUGUGAUUGGGUGAUUGGCUGACUUAAUUUUAUUUUUUAAAUAAUGCCUGUCAUUACAGACAUAGGCUCAAAUGGGUUUCAGCGGUGGGAUGACUAAUUUUGUGAAAUGAAGCAGAUCAGUCUGGGUUCCAGGCGAAAUUGUGUGUGCUAGAGUAAUGUUUCUCAUUGGUCUCUGAGCAUUGGGGGUGUAUUCAUCUCAUUUAUUGAAUUGAUUGUUGAUCGUUGUGGCCAUUUUAGAUGUGUCAUGAUUUAUUCAAAUUCUUUGCUAAUUCUACAGCUAAUUUGUUAGUCAUCCAAGUGUCAUCCGUGCUCGCUGUAGAAAUAAAAAUAAAAUCACUAAAUCUUUA